GAUCUGGGGGAAAGGGCGGUACCUUGUAAAUAAGAGGCGCUUGUCCACAGACUUGGAGCUGUUGCCUAAUUUCUAGAAUCUAUAUGUCAGAAAUGACAGCUACAGUGCAAGAAUGCUUAGAGCUUCAGCUUCUAGAGAUGGAAAUGCUUUUCUCUAUGUUUCCUAACAAAGAAGAAAUUGUCCUGGAAGACGCAAAUUCACUUUUACGAGUACGUCAAUAUUUAAAAGGAAUUUGUGAAUCACUGCCACCAACGAUUGGGUUUACAGUGUUUAUGAAAAUAAGGAAUUCAGAGAUAAAAGCACAGAUGCACGUAGUGCUGCCUCAUAAUUACCCAGAAACGGAACCUCAGUUAUUUGUUAGGUCCAGUGCUUUGGACAGGCAACAGCAGAACAUUCUUAAUAAAUGCCUGGGUUCAUAUAUAAAUUCAUCGGAUCGCGGUGAACUUUGUAUCACCAAUGCUGUACAGUGGCUGCAAGACAACAUCUCCUCAUAUGUACAGACCACUAAAACUGAGGUGGAAUCAGAGAAAAUGAAGACCGCUACAGACACCUUCCACCGCAUGUGGAUUUACAGCCAUCACAUAUACCGUCAGGAACUAAGAAAAAAGAUUUUAGAUUGUGCUAAACGACUUCAUUUAACUGGGUUCUGCUUGACGGGCAAGCCUGGAGUAAUAUGUGUAGAAGGGGUAAAAGACCAUUGUGAGGAAUUUUGGCGUGAUAUUCGCUACCCAAACUGGAAACACAUCUCUUGUAAACACACAGAGAGCAAAGAGGUGCCCGGCAAAAUUGACGACUUCAGACUGUUUACAUCUUUUGAGGAGUUAAAGUUUGCGGCACAUGGAGAUUAUGGACUCAGAAAUGAUUACCAUAUGGACUUGGGACAGUUUUUCGAUUACCUGAAACAACGUAAGAGUGAGCAUAUAUUUCAAAUACUGUUUGGCAUUGAAGGAAAAUCUUGAGAUGAGAGGUGAUUCCCUUUUAGGGAUGUUGCUCCUUUGAAACUGCUUAAAAGUAAAGAAAGUAGUGUUAUAGUU
Spea bombifrons (plains spadefoot toad) is the source of this 1034-nucleotide messenger RNA. RefSeq names its product RWD domain containing 2A (gene RWDD2A). Lineage: Eukaryota; Metazoa; Chordata; Amphibia; Anura; Pelobatidae. The transcript has 3 exons. Gene Ontology annotation, molecular function: protein binding. Bases 84 to 959 code for a protein of 291 amino acids. The record is from RefSeq and is a predicted model, not a curated record.